AUGCCUAGUCUGCGCAACAGAGAGACAGUCACUACUUCAGAUACUUACUCAAGCAGCCCAGAAAGGAGAAAACGCAAACGAGGUGAAGUCACUGGGAACGGAUCUGACGGUGCACCGAGUCCAAGAAGCAGAAAGCGUACAAAACCAAUCGAUGUCCACGCAAGCGUAUCACCGAGAACUCCUCGAACCAAGAAUAAGAAAGUGACCCUGGCCGUGGAAAAGGAAGUGACUACAAAAGCCAGCACGGGGACGAACGGCACAUUUGCGCUCAAGGAGAAGGCCAAGGCCACGAUCAAGCAUACCGAAACGCCCACCAAGGGAGGCAGCCAACGAAAGGCCAGAGUGAAGACUGCAAAAAAGGCAGAGUCUGACUCGGAAGAAUACGAGCUCGAAGAGGACAAAAUAGAGCAGGAAGAUCCCGUCAAGCCCAAGCGGAAACGCAAAACGAAGGAAGAAAAGGAAGCUGAAGCAAUGCCGUUCGCUGUCCGAACUGUUGGGCUGAAGAUGUAUGUGGGCGCUCAUACGAGCAUAGCAAAGGGGGUGGAAAAUGCAGUCACGAAUUGUGUGCAGAUUGGAGGCAACGCAUUCGCCUGUUUCCUCAAGUCACAGCGGAAAUGGGAGAAUCCAGCAUUGAAAAAUGAGAACAGAGACGCUUUCAAAAAGGCCCUGAUAGACUACAAAUAUGAUGGAAUGUCACAUGUCGUCCCUCAUGGGUCUUAUCUCGUCAACCUGGCGACCGAGGAUGAGGACAAGGCAAAGCAAUCUUAUGGAGCGUUUGUGGACGAUCUCCAUCGCUGCGAAGCCCUCGGAAUUCGAUAUUACAACUUUCACCCUGGAGGAGCUGGACAAAGUUCUUUUGCCGAGGCGGUCACUCGGCUUGCCAACAACCUCAAUCGGGCAUUAUCAGAAACGAAAACUGUUGUUCCCCUGUUAGAGAACAUGGCGGGAGCCGGCACACUGAUCGGAGGACGGUUUUCAGAUCUCCGAGAUGUGAUCUCUCAGAUUAAACCUGAAUAUCAGUCUCGGAUUGGCGUUUGCAUCGACACUUGCCAUGCGUUUGCGGCGGGGUACGACCUGCGCAGUCCGCAAGAGUUUAAGAAGACGAUGGACGAGUUCGACCGUGUCGUGGGCUUCAAGUACCUCAAGGCCUUACACUUGAACGACUCUAAGAUGCCAUUGAACAGUCACAGAGACCUUCAUCAGAACAUCGGCUUGGGAUUUCUCGGACUCCGUACGUUCCACAACGUCAUGAACGAAUCUCGCUUUCAGAACAUGCCGUUGAUUCUCGAGACACCUUGCGAAAGGCCUGACCCAACGGACCCAAAGGGGAAGAAAAUGAUCGAAGACAAGAGUAUCUGGGCAACAGAAAUCAAACUGCUCGAAAGCCUGAUUGGAAUGGAUCCCGCAAGUGAAGAGUUUGAACGAUUGGAGAGCGAAUUGAGUGAAAAAGGCAAGAAAGAGAGGGACCAAAUGCAGGCGCAAUAUGAGAGGUUGCAGGACAAGAAGGCGGAGCAGGAGAGGAAGAAAUUGGCCAAGGAAAAACAACGCGAGAAGGGUCAGAAGAGCUUGACGGAUAUGUUUGCGGGGAAACAGACCGCUAACGCAGCGAAGAGCAAGAGGCAAAAGAGGCAAAAGAGGCGGAAAGAGGACGACAGUCAGGGAAGCAAGUCAAGUGAAUUGAGUGAAUUGAGUGACUUGAGCGACUCGGGAGAUGCGGACAACCGCAUCUGA
Molecule: messenger RNA, 1731 nt
Organism: Cladophialophora psammophila CBS 110553
Lineage: Eukaryota; Fungi; Ascomycota; Eurotiomycetes; Chaetothyriales; Herpotrichiellaceae
Product: AP endonuclease 1
Exons: 1
Coding region: 1-1731 (576 amino acids)
Biological process (GO): base-excision repair
Cellular component (GO): nucleus; mitochondrion
Molecular function (GO): DNA-(apurinic or apyrimidinic site) endonuclease activity; DNA binding; phosphoric diester hydrolase activity
Source: RefSeq, a predicted model, not a curated record